This is a messenger RNA of Thlaspi arvense, 1237 nucleotides long. The record is from the annotation of a GenBank genome assembly. NCBI's taxonomy places the organism in Eukaryota, Viridiplantae, Streptophyta, Magnoliopsida, Brassicales, Brassicaceae.
UUAAAAAUAAUAAGUGCUGAAUGGUUGCCCACAUGGGCACCUCCUAAUAAGUCUCCAGAAUCUAUUCUUCAAAUACAAACCGAACAAAAGAAGAAGCAGAAAGAAAGACACAAGCUCUUAUCUCUUUUUGUUAUCUUUUGUCUGAAUUAAAACAAAAAAAUGGAUCCUAUUUCGAAUAAUCAUCAAGAAUUGGAACAAGUCGAAGCCAUUGAUGAUCUUCUCGAAGAUUUCUGGUUCUUUGAUAACUUACUUGACAGAAGAUCAAGAACUUUGAGGUACUGUCAUUCAGAUCCUUACCCUUUUUCCCCUCCUUCAUCUUCUUCUUCUUCUACCUCUUCCACUUAUCCCAAACCCGAGCUCCCAAAAAUUGGAGAUUCGGAUUCGGAGAAGAAGCUUCUAGAAGCUCCCACAGAGGGAGACUCGGUUCCAGUUCCACCGCCGUGUACAGAGAAAAAAGAAGGUGGAGGCGAGCCUGAGAAGAUUAACAAGAUGAGAAGGCAGUUCUCUGAGAAGAUUAGGGUUCAAGAACGAAGAACUUACUUGCAGAAGAAGGAACCUGUGGUACGAGAAAAGCGAACUAAAGAAGGUUCAAGAAAGAACAGAACUAAUAGUAGUUGCCCGAUGGGAGGGAGUUUGCAGAGAACUCAGACAUUACCGAGUUACAUAGGAAGAGAAGUUGAUGGAAAUGAGUUUCAAGAUCAAGAGAGCGACGAUUCAAGGAUGGGAUUCUUGAUCCGUGAAGCCAUAGCAAGCUCUUCUUCUGGGUUUACUCCGACGAAACAGAACACCCCAAAGAUGUCAAGCAUUCCAAGGCAUAGACCGCCGAGAAACUCGAGAUCAGAAGACGCUAUUCAAGAAAUGGUAGUCAAGUCACAAAGAAGCCCAAACCGCAAAACGCUGCGUAAGACGUUAAGCAGCAUCGAGACGAAAGAGAUUCUGAUGUUGAAGGAAUUGGACAUUAGUGAAUCGGUGAAGAAACACGAAAUUGAAGAUGAAGAACAGAGGAGGGUCCCACGCGCCGCCUUGAAAAGUCGGUCUGCAGCGGUGGUUGGACAGCCAGUCCCGGUUUGGGUUCCAAAGGAUUCGAGUAGAGAUAUGAAAGCUCAAAUCAAGUUCUGGGCUCGAACUGUCGCAAGUAAUGUUCGGCAAGAAUGCUGAAACAACAAAUGAUUUCUAUAAAUAAAAUAAUACCCAUUUCCAUAUUCUUUAGUUCCUUUUUUGUUCAUAGACGUUUGAU